UUGGGGCAAAUGCCUCUGACGUCGCAACACCUUAAAAACAAAUGAAACAAACAACAAGGCUCUCGCAAAUAAAUUAACAUUAAAUUCGCAUUGGGCCGUAAAUAAUUUGGAUCGUCGUGUUGCACUGAAAAUCGCUUGUAAAUUGUUGUGUCAUUAAUUGCGCAAAGACAAAACAAACAAAAGAGUCGACACAGUGCGCUGAUUGUUGACUCAAAUUAAAAGUGCGACAAAUUUUCAUUUUCAUUUUCGGUUUUUGUGUUUUUGUUUUUGUUGAUUUCGGUUUACGUUUCGGUUUUAUUUUGGUCGCCUGACAAUCUCUAAAUCGCCUUUAAAACAACGUAUCCCCAACAACGGAAUCUAAUUAAAAAAAAAAAUUGCAAACAUCAGUCAACGGCCUGUUGGAGCUUCAAUUCCAAUCGCCAGAUCCGACAUAUUAUUCGAGUAUAUAUCCAUUACGUUCCGAGAGAUCCGAUCUGGCGAGAGAGCCCAGAACAGGAAACAAUUGGAUUCAACUGAGAGAUCGGAAUUCGAUAAAAACUGUGAGACACUCGGGAGAAUGGCGCCAAAAUGACGUCGUCUUAAGGUUUUGCUAGACAAUUUGCAGAAUAUAACAACAUACCUGGUGGGAAUUUCCACUGUUUGCCAAGCAAAGCAGUCUAUUUACGUUUUUGUUCGCCGAAAUGUUUUCAUUUGAAGUUCAAGACAGUCGAAGCAAACACAACAAGAAAUCUUAAUUAAAAAGGAAUUUAAAAAAAUAUAUUAUAUACUCUUUUAUGAGGCAUUUCAAAAACAUCCACAAAACAUGGACCUGAAAAUGGAGCUUGGGGGCUACAUGCAAUCCGGACCCAACACGAAGCGAUUCGUUGUCGAGGACUCAAUUACCAAGGUGACUUCCGACGGAGAACCCCACGGCAUGAUGACCAUGGUGGCCGGAUUAUCCGGACUUCUGGCGGCCAUCAUCAUCUUGGCCGUGCUCGUUUCGAUGGUGGCUUGCCGCAAGCAGAGAAGCAACUCCAACCGGAAGAGCAACGCCGCCACCAAUGUGGCGAUGACCAGUGUUUCGCAGGAUCAGCCGCAGUUGGCUGGCAACUUGAACGCCGCGUUCGCCGAGAGCACUCUGACCUUGGACAAGGUCAAGGACACCACCGUCGUGGUGGAGCGGUACUAGCUUCGAGGAAAUAUAUAUAUAUAUAUAUAUAUAUUAACCAACCAUCGGAAGUGCACGUGAUGUUUUUUGUGAACGUUUGAGACUGAGACUUAGCCUAAGGAUUUCCAUCACCACACCCUAUCAUAAUGAACUUUUUUUUGCUUGUUUAAAUAUUAUAAAAUACUAUAACUAAUAUACACACACAUGUAUUAUAAAGGAAUCAA
This is a messenger RNA of Drosophila ficusphila, 1371 nucleotides long. RefSeq lists its product as uncharacterized. Bases 803 to 1168 code for a protein of 121 amino acids. NCBI's taxonomy places the organism in Eukaryota, Metazoa, Arthropoda, Insecta, Diptera, Drosophilidae. The transcript is spliced from 5 exons. The record is from RefSeq and is a predicted model, not a curated record.